This is a messenger RNA of Cylindrotheca closterium, 2682 nucleotides long. The record is from the annotation of a GenBank genome assembly. Lineage: Eukaryota; Bacillariophyta; Bacillariophyceae; Bacillariales; Bacillariaceae.
AUGCCGAAACCAAGGAAGCCGAGAAUCGAGGUGUUCUUCAAGGAUGAGGCUGACUUGAGAAGUCGGAUACAGUUUCUUUCUUCAAAAGGCAUUUCAGCCUUCAACAUUGUGAACAAGAACAAUCGGGACACACUUCAGGAAUGGCUCACAACCAUCCACGAAGAAAAUCCCAGUAGUGAUGUAUGCGUCCAUUACAGCGCCAAGUACAACAAAUCGAGAAAGCAGGAUGGGGCUUUCGAUCUAUUCAAGACUUUCAUGAAGAAUAUGGAUAAUAUUGAAGGGAAGCACGACGUCUUGUUGAUCACUGGAUCAGGAGCAAAGGGAAAAUUUAAUACAGUAAGUGGGCUUCAGAGAAUCGAGUCGUCAUACAAGACACCAAUUGCCGUUGCGUUCAACCCAUUCUUCCCGACUGAAGAGGACUUGGAAGCCGAGCGCAAGAGACUGAAGGAUAAGCUUGCGACCAAACAAGUGAAGAAAGUAUACUUUCAGUUUGGAUCAGAUCUCCGAAGACUCCAAGAUUCUCUGGACUGGUUGGCAACGCUACGGUCCCAGCAUCAGUUUGACAUUUGUGGUUCAAUUUUCCUACCAACUAAGCGGCUCAUCUCGCAGCAAAAGUUUCGACCUUGGAACGGCGUUUUCUUGAAAGAGGAAUUCCUUGGUUCGGAAGAUGGCGCAAAGAGUAUUGUUCUGGAAAUGAUGAAACUUUAUGAGAUCUAUGACUGUGAAAUACUGAUCGAGGCGCCGGGAGUCAGGAAUGAGAAAGAUAUGCAAAUGGUCGAGUCGUUGUUGGCAGAAAGAGAUGCCAUCGUGUCACCGACUUUGCCAGCCAAAAGAACAGCAAACGAAGAACCGACCACUAUUCCAAAGAAAGAGAGCACCAAAAUUCGAAAACUCACCAAGCCAAUACUCCCUCCAAAGGUUUCCAACGGAGAACUUGAGACGACUUCAGUUGUCUUGUUUGGAUCUCACGAUGUUCGAGUGCAUGAUAACGAAGCCUUCCAACACGCAGCAGCUCAUGCCAGCGUCAUUCCCGUGUUUCUAUGGUCUAGGAAACUCCAAGAAAAGUGGGGAGUCACAGGUGCUGCAGAAGUCGUUCUGAAGGACGCCAUUCAGAACUUGGACAAGACUCUUCAGAAGAGCGGUUUGAGAUUAGUUUGUCGUUCGACCGAUUGCCUGGAGGACGAACUUUUGCAGCUAUGCGAGAGCUCUAAAGUUAGAACCGUCUACUGGAACACCGAAUUUACUCCAGAAGCCAAUGCCCGCGAGCAGCGCUUCAAGACCAAGCUUCUGUCGAAGGGAAUAAAAGCUAUUGAAUGCCAGUCUUCUCUCCUUUAUGAUCCAAAUAAACUAAAUCUAGCAGGAGGAUUCAAUGGUGGUCACUGGGGAACAUUGAUGCCAUUCUUGAAGGGGUGCAAGAAACAACUAGGAGAGCCACGGCGUCCAAUCAAACGUUCCGAAACCUUUGCACUCUUGCAGCAAGUUACUGGGCCAGAUGAGUGGCCAGUAUCAACCCCAAUCGACAAACUCGACCUAGCAAUCAUCAAGGGCAAACAGAAGUGGGACAAACCCAUUCUCAUGAGCUUUCCCAUGAGCGAAGACGAGGCAACGCAAUGUUUGGAAAGUUUCUUUCGACUUGGUUUCGAUCAAUACGAGAAGAGUCGAAGUCGGGCAGACAUGGACCAUUCAACCUCCAAGCUAUCAGCUCAUCUUCGAAUCGGCACUUUGUCUCCGAACGAGUUGUAUUAUGCAACUGAAGAUAGUGGGUUGGCCUUUGAGGAACGCAAGACUUUUUCCCGGCGACUAUUCUGGCGUGAUUUGGCGUACUAUCAACUACUAAACUUCCCGGGCAUGCGAACGUACUCCAUCCGAAGUCACUAUGACAAGACCGAAUGGGUGACAGGUGAAGAAGAAAAGAGACGGUUCGAGGCAUGGAAAUGGGGAAAGACCGGAUACCCUCUUGUUGACGCCGGAAUGAGGGAAUUAUACGCCACUGGGUGGAUGACACAAAGUGUUCGAAUGGUGGUUGCUUCUUUCCUCACAGAAUAUCUUCGUGUCAAUUGGGUCAAAGGAUGCGAAUGGUUUCACUACACCCUAGUCGAUGCAGAUUCUGCAAUCAAUGCGAUGAUGUGGCAGAAUGCAGGACGUUCGGGUACCGAUCAAUGGAACUUUGUCAUGUCACCAGUCGCUGCAUCGCAAGACGGGAGUGGAAGCUACACCAAGAGGUGGGUACCAGAGCUCAAGAAGCUCGCCAAACCAGUGUUACACAGGCCAUGGGAAGCACCGCCUGAAGUUUUGAAGCAGGCAGGUGUUGUUCUUGGCAAGACGUAUCCUCGUCGCAUCGUCGUUGACCUUGCCAAAGAACGACAAAAGACAGUGAGCAGUGUUCUCAAGAUGAGAAACGAAAACCAAAAGUUCAACAACAAGAAUGGAUACGAUUUGAUCACACUCCCCAACAAGCAGCAAACAGUCGUCUUUACAAAGAGAGAGUACAGGAUAGAUGAAAGCGGGAAGGUCAUGAAGGGAAAUCUUGUCAAGAAGACAGACAAUGGCAAGAAACGAAAGACCAAUACGAAGAACACGAAGGUUGGCCGUGGAAAUUCCAGUAAAAAAGCCGGAAGCGAACCAGAACAAGAUUCCAGUGUAUUUUGGCAGCAGUCUCUUGGUUUGAGGCCAUAUUCCUGA